AGAGUGACAGAGCGCUUUACGACAGUUGCUUUGCGGCAAUACCGGAGGAGGAAGAUGGCGGCCACCUUAGUAGCAGCUGGGGGAACCAGGCCGGCACCAGCUUGGGGGCCUGAGGCUAUUGCCCCCGACUGGGAGAACCGGGAAGUUUCCACAGGGACCACUAUCAUGGCUGUGCAAUUUGAUGGGGGCGUGGUUCUAGGAGCCGACUCCAGAACAACCACUGGGUCGUACAUUGCCAAUCGAGUGACUGACAAGCUGACCCCUAUUCAUGACCGUAUUUUCUGCUGCCGCUCAGGCUCAGCAGCUGAUACCCAAGCAGUAGCUGAUGCAGUCACUUAUCAGCUUGGUUUCCACAGCAUUGAGCUGAAUGAGCCUCCACUGGUGCACACAGCGGCCAGCCUCUUUAAGGAGAUGUGUUACCGAUACCGAGAAGACCUGAUGGCAGGAAUCAUCAUUGCCGGCUGGGACCCCCAAGAAGGGGGACAGGUGUACUCGGUGCCCAUGGGGGGUAUGAUGGUACGACAGCCCUUUGCCAUUGGGGGCUCCGGGAGCUCCUAUAUCUAUGGCUAUGUGGAUGCUACCUACCGGGAAGGCAUGACCAAGGAAGAAUGCCUGCAGUUCACUGCCAAUGCUCUCGCUUUGGCAAUGGAGCGGGACGGCUCCAGUGGAGGGGUGAUCCGCCUGGCAGCCAUUGCAGAACCAGGGGUAGAGCGGCAGGUACUUCUGGGAGACCAGAUUCCUAAAUUCACCAUUGCCACUUUACCACCUCUCUGAAUCCUGAGAUCCUAAGAUAUAAUGAGACACCCCAUACAUACCCCAUUCAAAGUUUAAUAAACAGUUCAUCAGUGAGAA
Molecule: messenger RNA, 852 nt
Organism: Cervus elaphus (red deer)
Lineage: Eukaryota; Metazoa; Chordata; Mammalia; Artiodactyla; Cervidae
Gene: PSMB6
Product: proteasome 20S subunit beta 6
Exons: 6
Coding region: 55-774 (239 amino acids)
Cellular component (GO): proteasome core complex
Molecular function (GO): threonine-type endopeptidase activity
Source: RefSeq, a predicted model, not a curated record